AUGUUAGUACAACUGGGUUUAAAUAAAGCAGUACCUGUACUUGCUAGACGUACUUUGUUGGCUAGACCAGCUUUGAUUAGAGGAUUUAAAUCUACUUCAAUUUCAUUAAAAGAUCCACCAUAUGUUAAAAUUGAUUCAUUAAAACCAGGUGAAUCUGAAUUAUUAAUUUCACAGAGAAAGACAAGACCAAUUUCACCUCACUUAACUAUCUAUCAACCACAAUUAACUUGGUAUUUAUCAUCCGUACAUCGUGUUUCUUUGAUUUUUAUGGGUGGCGCAUUUUAUGCAUUGACAAUAUUAUUUGGUGGUGCUGCAUUAUUAGGUAUGGGUUCCAAGGUAAAUACAGAAUCUGUUACUAAUUGGUAUCAUACUACGGUAUCAAAAUUUUCUCAAAUUUCAUUAAAGACAGGUUUCGCCUAUUUAUUCGCAUUCCAUUAUGGUUUAGCUGUAAGACAUAUGAUUUGGGACGCAGCAAAAGAACUAACUUUAAAGGGUGUCUAUAGAACAGGUUAUGCUGCUAUAGGUUUUGGUGCAUUGAUAGGUACCUAUUUACUAUCAUUAUAA
This is a messenger RNA of Maudiozyma saulgeensis, 564 nucleotides long. The record is from the annotation of a GenBank genome assembly. NCBI's taxonomy places the organism in Eukaryota, Fungi, Ascomycota, Saccharomycetes, Saccharomycetales, Saccharomycetaceae.